Herpailurus yagouaroundi (jaguarundi) is the source of this 4729-nucleotide messenger RNA. RefSeq names its product Rho guanine nucleotide exchange factor 10 like (gene ARHGEF10L). Gene Ontology annotation, cellular component: cytosol. The record is from RefSeq and is a predicted model, not a curated record. Lineage: Eukaryota; Metazoa; Chordata; Mammalia; Carnivora; Felidae. Gene Ontology annotation, biological process: actin cytoskeleton organization; positive regulation of stress fiber assembly; SREBP signaling pathway. Gene Ontology annotation, molecular function: protein binding; guanyl-nucleotide exchange factor activity. The coding region runs from base 194 to 4132 and encodes 1312 amino acids. The transcript is spliced from 30 exons.
GCGUGGGGAGCCAGUGCGCCUGACCCCUGGGCUCCUGCCUGCCCCGCCAGCGGCUGUGACGGACAGGACCCUUCCCCGCCGGUGGCGCCUGACCCUGUGCCACCCGCACCCGUUUCCCCGAGGGCCAGAACUGGACUGCACGGAAUCCAGGCGAGCGGCUGGGACGGUGCUGGUUUGAGCUGGACCCUGUCUGAUGGCUUCCUCCAACCCUCCUCCACAGGCUGCCAUAGAAGAUCAGCUGGUUCCUGGAGGCCCUGGCCCCUCCCCUGAGGCGGAGGACGACCCUGGAGAGGCUUUCGAGUUUGACGACAGUGACGAUGACGAGGACACCAGCACUGGCCUGGCCGUCCCGGGCAUUGCUCCCGAGAAGGACAUCGAUGCCCCACUGAUCCACUGGGACUCCGCCCCCAUCGCUGACCCAGACCCAGACCCAGACCCAGACCCAGACCCGGUAGCCUCACCACCCCAGACACAGGUGCCACCGGUGGUGAGCAACGGGGAUGCUGUGGGUGCUGCUCUCUCCGGGGUCCGGCGCUCCAGCUGGAAGCGGAAGAGCUCCCGCCGGAUCGACCGAUUCACUUUCCCCGCCCUGGAAGAAGAUGUGAUUUACGACGACGUGCCCUGCGAGAACCUGGAUGCCCAUCAACCCGGGGCGGAGAGGAGCCUGCUCUACGAGGAUGUGCAUCGGGACGGAGCGCCCAGGGAGCCCGAGGACCUAGGCUGGAGCUCCAGUGAGUUUGAGAGCUACAGUGAGGACUCGGGGGAGGAGGCCAAGCCAGAGGCCGAGCCCACCAAGCACCGAGUGUCCUUCCAGCCCAAGCUUUCUCCAGACCUGACUAGGCUAAAGGAGAGAUACGCCAGGACUAAGAGAGACAUCUUGGCUUUAAGAGCCGGGGGGAGAGACGUGCAGGCGCUGAAGCACAAGUACGACUGUAAGAUGACCCAGCUCAUGAAGGCUGCGAAGAGCGGGACCAGGGACGGGCUGGAGAAGACGAGGAUGGCCGUCAUGCGCAAAGUGUCCUUUCUGCACAGGAAGGACGUCCUCGGUGACUCGGAGGAGGAGGACAUGGGACUCCUGGAGGUCAGCGUUACGGACAUCAAGCCCCCGGCCCCGGAGCUGGGCCCCAUGCCAGAUGGCCUGAGCCCUCAGCAGGUGGUCCGGAGGCACAUCCUGGGCUCCAUCGUGCAGAGUGAAGGUAGCUACGUGGAGUCUUUGAAGCGGGUACUCCAGGAUUACCGCAACCCCCUGAUGGAGAUGGAACCCAAGGUGCUGAGCGCCCGUAAGUGCCAGGUGGUGUUCUUCCGCGUGAAGGAGAUCCUACACUGCCACUCCAUGUUCCAGAUAGCCCUGUCCUCCCGGGUGGCCGAGUGGGACUCCACCGAGAAGAUUGGGGACCUCUUCGUGGCUUCAUUCUCCAAGUCCAUGGUGCUAGACGUCUACAGUGACUAUGUGAACAACUUCACCAACGCCAUGUCCAUCAUCAAGAAGGCCUGUCUCACCAAGCCUGCCUUCCUCGAGUUCCUCAAGCGUCGGCAGGUAUGCAGCCCUGACCGCGUCACGCUCUACGGGCUGAUGGUGAAGCCGAUCCAGAGGUUCCCGCAGUUCAUCCUCCUGCUUCAGCUAUUUCUGGAGGCCUUACUCCAUGUUCGAUACCAUCUGUCCUGGCCGAAAGCUGGGCACCUUCAGAUCGGGUCUCUGCAGGAGGACAUGCUGAAGAACACCCCCAGGGGCCACCCGGACAGGCUAUCCCUGCAGCUCGCCCUCACGGAGCUGGAGACGCUGGCCGAGAAGCUCAACGAGCAGAAGCGGCUGGCCGACCAGGUGGCCGAGAUCCAACAGCUGACCAAGAGCGUCAGUGACCGCAGCAGCCUCAACAAGCUACUGACCUCGGGUCAGCGGCAGCUGCUCCUAUGUGAGACGCUGACAGAGACCGUGUACGGUGACCGUGGGCAGCUGAUCAAGUCCAAGGAGCGUAGGGUGUUCCUACUCAAUGACAUGCUGGUCUGUGCCAACAUCAACUUCAAGCCUGCCAACCACAGGGGCCAGCUGGAGAUCAGCAGCCUGGUGCCCCUGGGGCCCAAGUACGUGGUCAAGUGGAACACAGCACUGCCCCAGGUGCAGGUGGUGGAGGUGGGCCAGGAUGGCAGCUCCUACGACAAGGACAAUGUGCUCAUCCAGCACGCUGGCACCAAGAAGGCCUCUGCCGCAGGCCAGGCCCAGAAUAAGGUGUAUUUCGGCCCCCCGCGCCUCUUCCAGGAGCUGCAGGAUCUGCAGAAGGACCUGGCUGUCGUAGAGCAGAUAACCUUCCUCAUCAGCACGCUGCACGGCACCUACCAGAACCUGAACAUGACCGUGGCUCAAGACUGGUGCCUGGCCCUGCAGAGGCUAAUGCGGGUGAAGGAGGAGGAGAUCCACUCGGCCAACAAGUGCCGUCUCAGGCUCCUGCUUCCUGGAAAACCUGACAAAUCUGGCCGCCCCAUCAGCUUCAUGGUGGUCUUCAUCACCCCCAACCCCCUGAGCAAGAUCUCCUGGGUCAACAGGUUGCACCUGGCCAAGAUUGGACUCCGGGAGGAGAACCAGCCGGGCUGGCUGUGUCCGGACGAGGACAAGAAAAGCAGAGCCCCGUUCUGGUGCCCCAUCCUGGCCUGUUGCAUUCCUGCCUUCUCCCCCCGGGGCCUCAGCCUGCAGCUUGGGGCCCUGGUCCACAGUCCUGUCAGCUGUCCCCUGCUGGGUUUCUCGGCGGUGAGCACGUCCCUUCCACAGGGCUACCUCUGGGUUGGGGGCGGGCAGGAAGGUGCAGGGGGCCAGGUUGAGAUCUUCUCCUUGAACCGGCCCUCGCCGCGCACGGUCAAGUCCUUCCCGCUGGCAGCCCCUGUGCUCUGCAUGGAGUACAUUCCCGAGCCGGAGGAGGGGGAGAGCGGAGACGAGGGCCACGUGGCCGCUGAGCCCUCAGCUGCCGUGCAUCCGACCAUCUGCCUCGGGCUCCAGGAUGGCAGCAUCCUGGUUUACGGCAGCGUGGACACGGGUACCCAGUGCCUGGCGACCUGCAGGAGCCCAGGCCUGCAGCCUGUGCUCUGCCUGCGGCAUAGCCCCUUCCACCUGUUCGCUGGUUUGCAGGAUGGGACCGUCGCCGCCUACCCUCGGACCAGUGGUGGUGUCCCCUGGGACCUGGAGAGCCCUCCCGUGUGCCUGACUGUGGGGCCAGGACCUGUCCGCACCCUGCUGAGCCUGGAGGAUGCCGUGUGGGCCAGCUGUGGGCCUCGGGUCACUGUGUUAGAUGCCACUAGCUUGCAGACUCAGCAAAGCUUCGAGGCGCAUCAGGACGAGGCCGUGAGUGUGACGCACAUGGUGAAGGCGGGUAGCGGCGUCUGGAUGGCCUUCUCCUCUGGUUCCUCCAUCCGCCUCUUCCACACUGAGACACUGGAGCAUCUGCAGGAGAUCAACAUCGCCACCAGGACCACCUUCCUCCUGCCGGGCCAAAAGCACCUGUGUGUCACCAGCCUGCUGAUCUGCCAGGGUCUGCUCUGGGUGGGCACCGACCAGGGUGUUAUCGUCCUGCUGCCUGUGCCUCGGCUGGAAGGCAUCCCCAAGAUCACAGGGAAAGGCAUGGUGUCGCUCAACGGUCACUGCGGGCCUGUGGCCUUCCUGGCCGUGGCUACCAGCAUCUUGGCCCCCGACAUCCUGCGGAGCGACCAGGAGGAGGCCGAAGGGCCGCGGGCGGAGGAGGACAAGCCUGACGGGCAGGCUCACGAGCCCCCGCCCGCGAGCCGCGUGGGCCGAGAGCUGACCCGCAAGAAGGGCAUCCUCCUUCAGUACCGCCUGCGCUCCACGGCCCACCUCCCGGGCCCGCUGCUGUCCGUGCGGGAGCCCGCGCCCGCCGACGGCUCGGCCCUGGAGCACAGUGAGGAGGACGGCUCCAUCUACGAGAUGGCCGAUGACCCGGAUGUCUGGGUGCGCAGCCGGCCCUGCGCCCGGGACGCCCACCGCAAGGAGAUCUGCUCAGUGGCCAUCAUCUCGGGGGGGCAAGGCUACCGCAACUUCGGCAGCGCCUCGGGCGGCAGCGGGAGGCCAGCCCCGUGCGGGGAGACGGACAGCGCUCUCCUCAUCUGGCAGGUGCCCUUGACGCUAUAGCCCCCACCGGGGGCGCGCAGCCGCGGGCGUGGCGACCGACAGUCAUGCGGGGCCUCCCUGGAGCACCGAUCGCCUUCCAGGGACCGUGGGGAUGGGCCUGGGUCUCCCGGAACUACCUUGGCCGAGCAGAGGAGAACCUCUUCCUUUAAAAAAAAAAAAAAGAAAGAAAGAAAGAAAGGAAAGAAAGAAAAGAAAGAAAGAAAGAAAGAAAGAAAGAAAGAAAGAAAGAAAAAGAAAAUAAAGAAAGGAAAGAAAGAAAAGGAAAGAAAGAAAAUAUUUCAGAGUUUUGGGGGAGGGGUUUGGGUGCGGGGAGAGGAUACCUCUGGAGGAAAUGGCCUUCUUUUUAAAAGCAAAAAACAAACACAAAACCUCACAACUGCCUGGCAAGCCCAGCACCUCUUGUCCGGGCGGAGCGGGGCUCAGAGACGGCCACGCGCCUCUCCUGGACGGGCGUGUGCGUGUGAGUGUAUGAGAGCGUGUGGGCUGGUGUGUGAAUAUAUAUAAAUACGUAUAUAUGGUGUACAUUAUGUGUAUAAAUGAAGUCUGUACAUAUUGGAGCUCUGGGAGAUGCUGGAAUAAAAGGCAAGCAGAACGUGA